CUCCUCCACCCCAAAAUCAACGAUCCAGAUCGAUCAGACAUCCGUCCGUUGCAAAUGAUAUUCUCUCUCUCCUAUAAUCACACACUCGGCUCUUCCCCUCCCACACUCACAACUCUUUCACAUCUCUCUCUCUAAUCUCUCGACUACUUGUGCUCUCUAUAAUUCGCCAGAAAAAAUGGAGGGCAAGAGUAUGACGCUUGUUCUCGGAUUCGACGGCUGUUACUCCUUCCUCCGCUCCUCCAACCGCAGCACCGGUCGCUACGCCACCAGCAGCAGCGGUGACUCCAGUCAGCUCUCCUCCAGCUGCAGUUCCAGUCAGUUCUCCUUCGCCUACAGCGGCUACUGCUCCUCCUAUUCCUGCUCCCGUCGCCGCCGCUACGCCUACCGCUUCUCCUCCUGCUGCCGAUGUCCCGGCACCGGCUCCCAGCAAGAAGUCGAAGAAGGAGAGCGGAUCUCCGGCUCCGUCGCCUUCAUUGUCGAGCCCUCCCGCUCCUCCUGUCGGCGCCCCCGGACCUAGUGCUGAAGCUAACGCCUCUGGUCCCGUCGUUGCCGAUGAGAGUGGCGCAGAGAGCUCGAGGAGUGUGCAGAAGAUGAUGAUCGGAGGGUUGGCCGCACUUGUUAUGGCUGCCGUUGCAUUUUAGAGCGGAGCCGAUGGAGCUGUGAUGGUUCGAUUCAUUUCCACGGGGGGUUUGAUAUUCGAAUCUCGUAUGUCAACACAUUCAUUUCGGACUCACUUUGUUGACAUUUUGAUUUGUUGCUAUUCUUUUUGAGCUUUCAUUCGAGACGGGGAGGGUAAAUGGUUGUAUUUAUGUAGCUUCUCAUUUCUGUCUUUUGUCGGUCGCCACACAUACCUGUGUAAUUUAGGGUUUUUUUUGAGGGAUGUGUAAUUUAGGGUUAAUGAC
Messenger RNA from Linum tenue, 902 nucleotides. The record is from the annotation of a GenBank genome assembly. NCBI's taxonomy places the organism in Eukaryota, Viridiplantae, Streptophyta, Magnoliopsida, Malpighiales, Linaceae.